Messenger RNA from Metarhizium robertsii ARSEF 23, 1116 nucleotides. RefSeq names its product Oxoglutarate/iron-dependent oxygenase. NCBI's taxonomy places the organism in Eukaryota, Fungi, Ascomycota, Sordariomycetes, Hypocreales, Clavicipitaceae. Bases 1 to 1116 code for a protein of 371 amino acids. The transcript has a single exon. The record is from RefSeq and is a predicted model, not a curated record. Gene Ontology annotation, molecular function: dioxygenase activity.
AUGGUGAAUGAGCCGAAAACGGUUCAGCUCAGACUGGCAUCUGGACAAGAGCCCGUUACACGAACUAUUCUUCAAACUCCACCUCGAGACGCGCUGCCAUCAGAAAUACCCGUGAUUGACAUUUCCCGCGUCUUCAGCCCUUCCAUCGACGACCGGCGUGCUGUGGCCAGGGAAAUCGGAGAUGCCGCUACAAACAUUGGCUUCUUCUACAUUUCCAACCAUGGUGUGCCCGAUGCCGUCAUCGCCGGUACCUAUGAAACGGCACUUGCUUUCUUCCGCCAGGACCUGGAGACAAAGCUGAGGGCAAAGAUCGCACCGAGCCAGGGCAAGAUAUCAGGCUAUCGCCCCUUUGCCUCUCAACGGAUAAACCCCGAUGAAGGGGCCGACCACAGAGAAACCUUCUCCUGGGCGUACGAUGCUACGUACGACCCGGAGAUGGACGACAUCAACGCGGUCCCGGAACAUGCGCGCAAGUACAUCAAGGCGGACGAGUCUCCCUGGGAGGCGACGUCGCAAAUGCCCGAGCUCAAAGCCGCACUCGUCGCCUACUUCCAAUCUUGCCUGGGGCUGGCAAGAGCCCUCACGCGCUCGUUUGCUCUCUCGCUGGAUCUCCGGGAAGACCAUCUGGACUCCAAGGUCAAGUACCCUGACGUGAUGAUGCUCCUGAACUACUACCCCAAGAAGGAGCCGCAGCCACCUGCAGGUGCGCGGAGACAAGUGUCGAUGGGAUCCCACACCGACUUCAGACUGUUUACUAUCCUGUGGCAAGAUUCCACAGGCGGGCUGCAGAUUCUCAACCGGGACGGGCAGUGGAUCAACGGCCGGCCUGUUCCUGGUACGUUUGUAGUGAAUAUUGGAGACUUUCUGCAGAGGAUCACCAACGAUCGGUACGUGAGCACUGUGCACAGGGCGCAAAGUCCGAGUGGUGAAGAGAGGGUGAGCAUUCCGUUCUUUUGGGGCUUCGGCCUCCACGAGCGGUGUGGUGUUUUGGAGAGCUGUGUCGGCGAGGGGGAAGGGCCGAAGUACGACGAGAUUAGCACGCAGGAGUAUGUCGCUAGUAGGUCGCGACAGUUGAUGACCUGGGGAAAGGAGGCGGACGGGGGGAAGAGUAGUUGA